GGCGCGCUCGGCCGCGCGGGGGUGGUGGUGGCGGCGCCGAGCGCAGCCCUUUCGCUCCAUUCGUGCUACGGCGCCCCGAGCGAGCGAGCGACCGAGUCGGCGAGCGCGCGCUGACUUCCGGAGCAGAGUCGCGAGACGGCCUCAUCGACGAGUGCGAUUCGUCGACGAUUGCGCUACUUGCGCUGGCUGUCGUGCAGCUCGAUAGCGAGCAGUCGCGGUGCAGUGCGCGCGGGGCAAUGUGACAGGUGCCGAGUGAGCUAGCCGACCGCCACCGUCUACAAGCCGGAGCGUGUCAGCGCGCCGGAGAGUCGCUGCGCUGCUGCUGCUGCUACUGCUGCUGCUGUCGCCGCCGCCGGAGCUGCUGACUGGCCGCGCGGCCAUGGACGCGGCCCGCAGGACGCACUGAAAGAUGGCGUAGACGAGUGUGGCCGAGCAAGUCUGGUUAGCCGUCUGCCCGGAGGGGCCUGCGUGCGAAGCGCGCCGGAAGCUGCGGAGACAGCCUGUCGGUGAGCGGUGAUGUGGAGGGGAUAGACCAGGAGCGGAGUCGGCGACAGGCGGCUGGAGGCCUGGCCGGGAGCGCGGCAUCGCACUAGUCAUGGCAUCGACGCCGCGGGACGCGUCUCUCGGGCGCCGUCGGCUUGGCCAAGACGCAUCCAACAACGAGCCGCCACGACGAGCAGCCCAAGGCGUCGCGGAGGAGUAUUCGUAAGCGCUUCGCCGAGAGCUGCCACGGGAAGUCGCGGCGGGCGCUGCAACUGGGCGCCUCUUCGAUCUCCAGCCGGCGGCGCCGUCGCUCCUUCGGAAGUUCGCCGGGCACAGACGUCGAGGGCGUCGGUUCGAGGCCGAGCGCCGAGAAGGCGCGACCGGCGCGGCGCGGCCGCGAGCCCCAUGAGCGACCCGGCGCGUGCCGGCGACGGCUCGCGCUGACGGGGUUGCGGCCGUCCACGCGGCCGGGCAGCGCCAUGCACGCGAGGCCAGCGGCGCGCCCACGGCGGCAGCAGCAGCGGCGCCAGCCGAGCGAGCCCAAGGAUGUCUCGGAGCAGCUAGAGCAGCGAGCAGCGUGAGCGCGAGUAGCCAAGGGAAACCUUGGGCGGGGCAAAGCAGCGAGACUGGAGCAGCCGGGCAGCGAGGUCAGCCCCUUGACCUUGGCGCCGGCGGGCCACGCGGGCACCAUUAGCAGGCAGACCGAGAAGCGGGUCACCUUCCUCGAGCAGCCGGUCGUCCAGGCGUGCCAGCAGCAACAGCAGCAGCAGCAGCAGCAGCAGCAGCAGCAGCAAAAGCCGCAGCUGGAGGCCCCGCUAGCCGCGGUCUGCGACGUCUGCUACGCGAGCUUCUGCGCGGUCGAGCCGCACGAGCAGCGGCCACUGUGCGCCCGACACCAGCAGCCGCCGGCGCACUACCGCCAGGCCGCGGAGGACCAGGAGGAGGAGGAGGAGGAGGAGGAGGGCGACGACGAGGAGGCACUGCCGCCGCCGCCGCCCAUUCUCCACGACGAGGACUGCGAGGUCGCCAGGAUGGAGAAGGACGCGCUCGGGGCGCCGCGGCCGGCCGCUUGCUACCGCGCCUACGAGGGCCUCAAGUCCGCCAACAACGGCAACACCUCGUCGCUCAAGCGGCCGCCCGCGCACUCGAUCGCGGCCGCCGGCAUGGCGGGCAUGGAGCACGGCGGAAGCGGUGGCACCGGUCCCGGUCAGCCCGACGGCCACCUCAAGUCCGACGGCAAAGGCUCGUCGCAGGCACGCUGUCUCUGCUUCGGCGGCGUGCCCGACAAGUCCAGUCGGCAUUCCUUUCUCAAGGGCUUCCUCAUCAACUUGGCCAUCUGCGCGGUCCUCGUCCUUUACACCCUGCUGGGCAGCUUUAUCUUCCUCUACAUCGAGGGCUCGGCCGCCGAGCCGCCGCUGCAGCAGCGUAGCCUGGCCACCACCAUACCCGCCGGCCCGGCCUACUCCAGCGCCAGGCGCAACGCCAGUUGGAUCAACCAGAUCAACGAGGCGCGUGUGCGCACGGUCGAGAGCCUGUGGCUGACCACGGAGAGGCUCAACAUAUUGUACCGCGAUAACUGGACGAGGCUGGCCACCGAGGAGAUCAUCCGUUUCCAGGAACAGGUGGUGCGCACCCUCACCGAUAACCUCGGCGCGGCGGCGCACAGCUCCGUCACGCACAGCCUCAACGACGACGUCACCGGUCGCAAGAUCGUCAAUUACGAGUGGAACUUUGCGAGGGCCUUCCUCUACUCGCUCACCGUGCUCACCACCAUAGGUUACGGGAGCAUAGCGCCGCGCUCGGCGCUGGGCAAGCUGGUGACGAUGGGCUACGCCUUCGUGGGCAUCCCGCUGACGCUGGUCUACCUGUCGAGCGCGGGCGGGCUGCUGUCGAGGUGCGCCCGCGGCGUGUUCACGCGGGCGCUCUGCUGCUGCCUCUGCUCCAAUUGCGGCUACUGCUGCUACGACGAGCGCCGGAUGCAGGUGAGCGAGAAGGAGCGCCGGAUGCGCAAGCGGCGCCAGCAGGAGGAGCUGGCCCAGCAGCAGCAGCAGCAGCAGCAGCAGAUGCAGCUGCAGGAGCCGUUCUACGUGCGGGCCAACGCCUCCGCCUACCCGGGCGCGCUCGAGGCCAAGUGCAGCCCCAAGGACGAGGUGUCGAGUCUGGGCUCGGGCGACCGGACGAGCGUCACCAUCUUGGCGCCGAUCAGCAUCUGCUUGGGCGCGAUGCUCUGCUACAUCGUGGCCGGCGCCUUCGCGCUGCACAAGCUCGAGGGCUGGGACUUGACAGACGCGAGCUACUUCUGCUUCAUGAGCCUGAGCACCAUCGGCUUUGGCGACAUCGUGCCGGGCUCCUACCCGGGCCUCGGCGCCCACGAGGCGCGCGACGCCACCGUCUGGUUCUGCUCGUGCUACAUCAUGUCGGGCAUGGCGCUCACCGCCAUGUGCUUCAACAUCCUGCACGACGAGAUCGUGCACCGGCUGGCCCACCAGGCGGACGGCCAGCGCGCGGCCCAGCAGGCGGCCGAGCUCGGCCUCGGCCGCGGCCCGCAGCAGCGCCACCACCACCAACACGGCCAGCUGCUCAAGCCGAGCGCGAGCCUCGACGAGCUGGCGGCGCCCGCCUGCCGCGAGCCCUUCGCCGUGGCCUCGUGACGCUU
Molecule: messenger RNA, 3139 nt
Organism: Phymastichus coffea
Lineage: Eukaryota; Metazoa; Arthropoda; Insecta; Hymenoptera; Eulophidae
Product: TWiK family of potassium channels protein 9-like
Exons: 8
Coding region: 1515-3134 (539 amino acids)
Biological process (GO): potassium ion transmembrane transport; stabilization of membrane potential
Cellular component (GO): membrane
Molecular function (GO): potassium ion leak channel activity
Source: RefSeq, a predicted model, not a curated record